GCCUCUCAGUGACGCCACGCGCAGCGAGACUUUCUCCUUUAAAGGAUCAAAGAGCACCAGAAAACACAGGCUGUCGUAGCAGGGCGGUUGCACACAGGGAGGCUAUAUACGUGUGCACGGGCACACACGCGUGUAGCAGCCAGGCAGGGUGGAAAGCAGCACCGGCAGCUCCCCACAGGCUCCAGAGCACCUUACAGGAGCUGCCAUGGCUGGUGCUGGUGAGAAUUUGGGUCCUGAACCCCUUUCCACCAUACCCCCAGAGCAGCAGGAGGAACUGAAGGCUGCACUAAAGAAAGGAGACCUUGUGGCAGCAGCCUCGAAAGCCCGAGAGGUUCUGGCCAGUCUAGACAAGGUGGGUCUCAACAUUGCCGUCACAGGGAUCGCAGGCUCUGGCAAGUCAUCCUUUGUCAAUGCCAUGCGUGGUGUGGAGGAUGGAGAUAGGGACAGAGCCACCACAGGAGUGACAGAAACAACAUCUAAGCCUGCCUGUUUCCCACACCCUCAAUAUCCCAAUGUCAUCUUGUGGGACCUGCCGGGAAUUGGGACACCAACAUUUCGAGCAGACACAUACCUCCAACAGGUGCAGUUCGAUCGCUAUGAUUUUUUCAUCAUCGUUUCCAGCCCGCGCUUCACAGAGUACGACAUCAAACUGGCCAGUGAGAUCCAGGGACUGGGGAAGCGCUUCUACUAUGUGCGCGCCAAGGUGGAUCAGGAUUUGGACUACGAGCGGAGACCGUACGAUCAGUCUGGAUGCCUGAAGAGACCGUCUGCUUCACGCCCACCACAGUACGACGAGGCUGCGAUCCUGAAAACCAUCCGAGAUAACUGCAUUGGAAACCUGCAGAAAGGAGGGAUGGAUUUCCAACAGGUUUUUCUUGUCUCAAACUGGUCCACUAAUGAGUAUGAUUUCCCCAAGCUGCAGGAGACUCUUCUGCACGACCUGCCCAGUCACAAGCGAUUAGCUUUUCUCCGCUCCCUGUCCAACCUCUCUAAAGAAACCUUGAAGGAGAAGAAGAAAUAUUUGAUGGACCAGGUAUGGCUGAAGAAUUUAGCUUCCUUAGGAGCCGGUGUAGUUCCUGUGCCAGGCUUUGCCACUGAGCGCAAUGCAGUUCUCCUGGUGACAUUCCUGACACAGUGCUGCCAGGACUUUGGCCUGGAUGAACAUUCCCUCGACGGGAUUGCUAGGCGCACAAACAAGCCCAUCGAAGAGCUGAGAGCUGUGAUAAAGUCCCCCCUGGGCCAAGAAAUCACAAAAGAUCUCGUCCUUAAGCUCCUGUCCAAGGCAGUAGGUGGGGCAGUGAAAAACACUUUGGUUUUCAACAAUAUCCUCCCCAUAGUGUGUCCCGUGCUAGGUUCUGUGGUAUCAGGCAUCCUUUCUUACAAGACCAUGUACAGCUUGCUGGAGGGUUUCCUGAAUGAUGCUGCUGACGACGCCAUACGUGUGCUGGAAAAGGCUUCGAAGUGAGAAGCCUGUAUGUCGGCAAUGGGCCAGCGCUGGCUCUGUGACAGGGAUGCAACCAAGUGAAAACCCCUCUGCGCUUUCUCCCCUGCUGCCCCAUUCGCGGGAGAGCUGCCAGCAGCCAGCCACGUGCUUCUUCUGCCCUGGGCUGUGACAGCAAUCCCAGCAGGCAUCUCGCUUCCUUGAGCAGCUUUCCUCCCCCGUGCUGGGCUUGCUUUGCUUCUGGACUUGACGCCGAGCAAGGCCAAUGGUGCAGCCUACCCGUUCAGGUGCCUGAGGGAGUCACGGGGUGAUUGGAGACUCCCGCACAUCCCCAUGAGCUUGGCCACCUCUGCCACGGGGCCGUCUCCUCGGCAUGAGCCUUUGCUUCUCUGAACAAUCAUUCAGUUUUGUGUCCAGCUUUCAGGAUUCCUAGGCUCCGAUAUUGCCUCCUUGCGGGUCCCAGCCUGGGCCCCUUUCCUUCCCAAAACUACAUCAUACUUUAAUUGCAGUGACCCACAUUUACUUUGCAUCAGCGGCCCAUGUCCAGUAGUCGCUGCUCGUGAGGCAAUGUGGUUUGGGCCCAGAGACACUUUGGACUUGUCCUAAGGGGAGCUCUUCUCCACAAGCGUCUCUCUCCGGUUCCUCCCAAGACAGCAUGUGCCUGUAUCUGCAGAACUGGGCUCCCGAGCUGAAGGCCUGUGGGCCAGAUCCACCCAUAGGGCUGGGAGAGGGGCAGGGUGCAUGGGGGCAGGCCUGCCACUGCAAUCCAGGGGACUGAGCCUCAGGUGUUACCUGGCUGCGUGACACCCAUGGCUGCCUCCACCGCUCACCUCACCAGUGCUGCCUCGCCGAUCUGGCCUUCGGGGAGCCGAUCCGGCCCUCGCCAACCUGGCCCUUGAGGAGCCCCGGGGUCCAGAUGCAGCCUAGGCACAGAGUCAGUCCGACACUCCUGCUGGACAGCUUUGGAGGAGAAAAUGAGGCAGGGAGUGCAGUGAGGCUGCCCCAGGGACACACGGCGGAGUGUCCGUUAACCUCGGGGAAAGACCCCCUGGGCCCCCCCGCUCCCCCACAUCUGCCUCUGCUUGGAGACGGCGGGGAGCAAAACCCCACGCCUGGGGUGGGAGCUUCCGUAGGUCUUCGGAUGCUUUGGAGGAAUAAUUUAGGCCGUGUUAGCAUGAGCGCAGUUAAUCAGUAAACCACCUGCUACUGAUUGUGAAGAGUCCAGGAUUGCUUUCUUGCUAUUCCAGGUAUUAUGAGCAUUUUACCUUUUGCGGCUGCAAUAAUCACGUCGUGGUUAGACAUCGCUUGCCUUUCUCUGUUUUUAACUGUCUGUUUUCUCAAAUUAAGAUUUACAUUAAAGUUUCCUUAUAACGAU
Messenger RNA from Alligator mississippiensis (American alligator), 2816 nucleotides. RefSeq names its product interferon-inducible GTPase 5-like. NCBI's taxonomy places the organism in Eukaryota, Metazoa, Chordata, Crocodylia, Alligatoridae. Gene Ontology annotation, molecular function: GTP binding; GTPase activity. Gene Ontology annotation, cellular component: membrane. The transcript has 2 exons. The coding region runs from base 206 to 1465 and encodes 419 amino acids. The record is from RefSeq and is a predicted model, not a curated record.